CUAAUUCGCGCCCGCCUCAUCUGUAUAUAUACACCCACAAAUCUCCACACUCUCCAAACACAUCCCUCUCUCACUCUCAUUUCUCUCUUGCCUCUUUCUCCCAGAUCCACUCUUUCUUUCCAUCCCUGCAGGCUAGAAAUGGAAACCUUCUUGUUCACCUCAGAGUCUGUGAAUGAAGGUCACCCUGACAAGCUCUGUGACCAAGUCUCAGAUGCCAUUCUUGAUGCUUGCCUGGAACAAGAUCCAGACAGCAAAGUUGCCUGUGAAACCUGCUCGAAGACGAACAUGGUGAUGGUGUUUGGAGAGAUCACGACCAAGGCCAAAGUAGACUAUGAGAAGAUAGUCCGCGAUACUUGCAGAGGCAUUGGGUUUAUCUCACCUGAUGUUGGGCUUGAUGCUGACAACUGCAAGGUCCUGGUGAACAUUGAGCAACAGAGCCCUGAUAUUGCCCAGGGUGUUCAUGGCCAUUUCACCAAGAAACCCGAAGAGAUUGGAGCUGGAGACCAAGGCCACAUGUUUGGUUAUGCCACCGACGAAACCCCUGAGCUCAUGCCUCUUACUCAUGUCCUCGCUACCAAGCUUGGUGCUAAACUUACAGAAGUAAGAAAGAACAAGACUUGCCCUUGGCUCAGACCUGAUGGCAAGACUCAGGUUACUGUUGAGUACAGGAAUGACAAUGGGGCUAUGGUCCCUAUUAGAGUUCACACUGUUCUCAUCUCAACCCAACAUGAUGAGACUGUUACAAACGAGCAAAUCGCCAAAGAUUUGAAGGAACAUGUAAUCAAGCCUGUGAUCCCAUCUCAGUACCUUGAUGACAAUACCAUCUUCCACCUUAACCCAUCAGGCCGUUUUGUCAUUGGUGGUCCACAUGGAGAUGCUGGACUAACCGGGCGAAAGAUCAUCAUUGACACCUAUGGUGGAUGGGGUGCUCAUGGUGGAGGUGCCUUCUCAGGGAAGGAUCCUACCAAGGUGGACAGAAGUGGUGCUUACAUUGUCAGGCAAGCAGCAAAGAGUGUCGUUGCCUCAGGACUUGCUCGCAGAUGUAUUGUGCAGGUUUCAUAUGCUAUUGGUGUGGCUGAGCCACUUUCAGUGUUUGUUGACACCUACAAGACUGGGAAGAUCCCAGACAAAGACAUUCUGGCUCUUAUCAAGGAGAACUUCGACUUCAGGCCCGGAAUGAUCACAAUCAACCUCGACUUGAAGAGAGGAGGAAAGUUCAGAUACCAGAAGACUGCUGCCUAUGGUCACUUUGGGCGCGAUGAUGCUGAUUUCACCUGGGAGACUGUCAAGAUCCUCAAGCCCAAAGCUUGAGUUAGCCCCCAUUCACCAUUCAAUUUUUCUGCACAUUGAUUUACUGCACCUAUUGUCCUGGUUGCAGAGGAAUAAAGAAACUCCAUUGAGUGGAUGUGCUCGCCUUGUUAAGGAUUUUGAGCCUUCCUAGAUGUCUAUCCAUUUUAUUUUUUUCUUUUUGUUGAGUUUCUUUGUAUCCUAUAUGUCUUUGCUUUGAUGCAGUUAUCAAUUGAAAUUAUACUUUUCAGUUC
Ipomoea nil (Japanese morning glory) is the source of this 1541-nucleotide messenger RNA. RefSeq names its product S-adenosylmethionine synthase 3. The transcript has 2 exons. NCBI's taxonomy places the organism in Eukaryota, Viridiplantae, Streptophyta, Magnoliopsida, Solanales, Convolvulaceae. Gene Ontology annotation, biological process: S-adenosylmethionine biosynthetic process. Gene Ontology annotation, molecular function: ATP binding; methionine adenosyltransferase activity. Gene Ontology annotation, cellular component: cytosol. The record is from RefSeq and is a predicted model, not a curated record. The coding region runs from base 139 to 1311 and encodes 390 amino acids.